CACAAGUGUUACUUUCGCCUGCAAGUACCGACAAGCUAUGGGGACACUUUGAGCAAGACUCUGGACUGUCAUCAGCCUUGCAUGCUUAAUGGCAACGUCGAGCUGCUCAACCAUCAGCCCCUCCGUCUGACGUCUGAGAACGAGCAGCAUCCCGCAUCCACGCUUCUUCUCCGAGACGCAUUCGCCGCGCUUCAUCAUCGCCUUGAUGCUCACACGCACACAAGCCGGCACAGUCGUCCGCUUCCGCUGCUAAUACCUUGAACCACAGUAUUCCUAGCAAGAAGCUGCGAACCUACCUAGCAAGGCUGAGUCAAGGAAGAGCGUUGUCAGUCUCCUCCUCGAGGUGACUUACCGUGAUUGGAUCCUCAGAAGACUGCUCUCAGCAGCGUGUAGCUGGAGGACACAGCGGAAUCGCUUAUUCGUAUCGAGAGCAACGCUUUGCAGCUUCGAAGUCGCAACCUUGCACCUCGGACAUGUCCAACACACAGCCGCCUUCUCGAGUGACUGGCCUCACUGGCCCGUCGCAGCCGAGCACCACAGCCACUACUCAGCAAAGCAAUGCUUGGACCGCUUCCGAGCUGGAAGAUUCCGGCUCUGAGGACGACUAUGGAUCCGACUCAUCGUACGAGAAGGGGCAGGAGGAGGAAGAAGGGUCGAGGUUUGAAGAGCUUGGAGAUGAGGUACUCAGCGGACGCGGCACGAAUAUUGAGGUGCUCUCCCCAGAGGGGUUGCAGGCGCGAGGGGAAGAGCUCAUGGCCAGGCAUCAAGCCUUGGCAGAUGGCAAUGGCAUUCCGACGCCCAUAAAUACCGUAUUGGACCUCCUGAUCUGGUGCAUGCCCUUCACCUUCCUGUACCUUUUGCUGGACAUCAUGAUUCAACAGCAAUACGCCAUGCAUCCCACUUUCUUGAUCGAGCUUGGCAGACUCUUGGGCACAGCACCCAUCCUCGCUGUGUUCAUCUACUACACGGCUAUUCGAAGGAUACGCACAACCCUCCAGGCAAGGCUGCUGGAAGGCUUCAUCACGCUGCUUUCAUUGGCGAGCGGAGUCGCGUUUCUGUGGGUGUACGCCAAGGCCCCGUAUACUCAAUCGACUCGUCAACUACCUCCUCUUGGGACAAUAUGGGUCUUCACCAUCGUGAGACUGCCCCUUCCGCAUGCUCUCGCUGCUCUAGCCAUUGUUGCGGGCUGGACAAGGUAUUCCGGUGUUUGGGAUGCAAUUGCAAGGAAAUGACAGUGCAACGCGGUCGAGUGCCCAGCAUCAGGUGCAACGAACGAUGGAUCAUUUGUGACAUUGCAAGCACAAGAACAAGGGAGAUGUGGUCGAGUCAAAGCCAUCUAGAGAGCAACCAAGGCAGCUCAGAAGGGCGGCGGGCGAUAUAGGAAACUGUGCGUGUGAAAGCCCGCAGUGCAAACGCGAUGGCCAAGUAAUCUUGCGAAAGAAAGCGCCCGGGGGGUGUUCUUUCUUUGUUUUUUAACCUCAAUCGUCUGCUAUGUAUUCACG
Messenger RNA from Ceraceosorus guamensis, 1502 nucleotides. RefSeq lists its product as hypothetical. The record is from RefSeq and is a predicted model, not a curated record. The transcript is spliced from 5 exons. Lineage: Eukaryota; Fungi; Basidiomycota; Exobasidiomycetes; Ceraceosorales; Ceraceosoraceae. Bases 474 to 1232 code for a protein of 252 amino acids.